AUGAUGCAGGUCGACUCCUCCAUCACCGAGUAUUGCAGUAGCAUGAAGACUCUCGCCGACACCCUUCGCGACAUAAGCCAUCCUAUUCAGGACUCCCAACUUGUCUUGAACCUUCUUCGCGGCCUCAGCCCACACUUCUCCAACACCGCCGACGACAUCGCCAACUCCACCCUCGGCUUCCCGUCUUUCGCCCAAGCGUGGGACAUGCUCACCCUGAAGGAACUUCGCCUCGCCAACGAGGAGAAGGUCUCCAACUCCACUGCCCUCCUUACCAGGAACUCUUCUUUGUCGUCGAUCUCCUCCGGCUGUACGGGUGGGUGUCGCCCGCCGUCUAGCUCUGCUCAGACCGGCGGCGGCACCAGUGGCGGUGCCAGCGGCAGCAGCAGUGGCGGCCACACCGACGGCAGCAACGGCAAGAUGAAGUGGCAGCAGAAGAUGGGGUAG
Setaria italica (foxtail millet) is the source of this 444-nucleotide messenger RNA. RefSeq names its product putative lysozyme-like protein. Bases 1 to 444 code for a protein of 147 amino acids. The record is from RefSeq and is a predicted model, not a curated record. The transcript has a single exon. NCBI's taxonomy places the organism in Eukaryota, Viridiplantae, Streptophyta, Magnoliopsida, Poales, Poaceae.